This is a messenger RNA of Syngnathus acus (greater pipefish), 1130 nucleotides long. It is a transcript of the gene srrd, whose product is annotated as SRR1 domain containing. Lineage: Eukaryota; Metazoa; Chordata; Actinopteri; Syngnathiformes; Syngnathidae. Gene Ontology annotation, biological process: microtubule-based process. Bases 100 to 975 code for a protein of 291 amino acids. Gene Ontology annotation, cellular component: nucleus; cytoplasm. The record is from RefSeq and is a predicted model, not a curated record. The transcript is spliced from 6 exons.
ACAAAAAUAUACCCUCGCGCCACUAACAUUCUUAGCGAAUAAAAGAAAAUGCAAAAUCGGCAUUUAUUCGUUACAUAUACAUAUUUGAAUUAAAUUAAGAUGUCUGACAUAGACGGCGAAUGGCAAGUGCAACGUCGACGAAAAGGCGCAUCCAGAAGUUUGAAGUCGUUCCAAAGAGCUCCAUCCCAUUGCAUUGAACCACUGGAUGUUGGGAAGACUCUUAAAAGAAUCAGAGAAACUGUGGCUGAAAUGAGAUGCGAAGGGUUUUGGAAAGAAUGGAAUGAGCAGAUGCUGGCGGCGGUGUCAUUGAACCAAAAGGACAAGGAGGUCUCUACAGGCCAGCUGCAAGAGAGUUUAGAUGCCAAAAUAUGUCCACUUGAAUGUGUGUGUUACGGACUGGGCACCUUUUCUUCAUGCGUGUCUGCUCGUUAUCAGCUUGCACUAAUGCUCCUUCUUCUGGAUGCAGCAAUGAUUCCAUUAAAAGACUGUUUUGUUUUUGAUCCUGCUUUCUCCCAUGGAGAAAAAGAUGUACUCCGAGAGUUGGGCCUGACUGUGCUAACAGAUAAUGAGGAAGGGAAACGACUGGCUACAAAACCUACGCUUUUUUAUCUCAUGCAUUGUGGGAAAGCCUUGUACAACAACCUCUUGUGGAAGAACUGGAGUCCAAAAUGUCUGCCAUUUGUGGUAAUAAUCGGAAACAGCUUUGGUGGCAUGAGGGAGAGAAUGAUUGAAAGAGAGUUCAAGCGGGACUACAGUUUCAUCAGCCAGGCAGUGACUAUGUGUGAGGAGAGAAAACUGAACUGUCCAUCUCAUCUGACUGACAUCUUUAGUGACACUGCACUCAUGACCUUUAAUUAUAGCAAACUAAACACUCUUAAUCAGUCUACCUGGACAGAGCCGCCUGAGCCACAUUAUCAGCACUGCUCUGAUUUGGAAAUAAUACAAAAAGAAUCGCAGAAUGGAGAAAGGACAUGAACUACUGGAUUAACCAGUCCCUGGCCCGUGGGCCAAAUGUGGCCCUCAGUGCAAUUAUAUUUGGCCUGCAAAGACAAAUUGUGCAUCGACUUUGUGUCAAUACAAUUGCAAAUUGUCUUCACUUUUAAAAAAUAGAUAUGUUGCUUCAUCAUUAC